Ostreococcus tauri is the source of this 3756-nucleotide messenger RNA. RefSeq names its product Structural maintenance of chromosomes protein. The record is from RefSeq and is a predicted model, not a curated record. Gene Ontology annotation, biological process: mitotic chromosome condensation. Bases 1 to 3756 code for a protein of 1251 amino acids. The transcript is spliced from 2 exons. Lineage: Eukaryota; Viridiplantae; Chlorophyta; Mamiellophyceae; Mamiellales; Bathycoccaceae. Gene Ontology annotation, molecular function: ATP hydrolysis activity; ATP binding; protein binding. Gene Ontology annotation, cellular component: chromosome.
AUGACGGAGAGCGCCGAGACCUCGAAGACGCCCGCGAUGCGCCCGCGAUUGGCGAUCAAGAAGAUGGUUCUGGAGAAUUUUAAGUCCUAUGCGGGGGCGCAGCACGUGGGACCGUUUCACAAGUCGUUCUCGUCCGUCGUCGGACCAAACGGGAGCGGAAAGUCGAACGUUAUCGAUGCGAUGAUGUUCGUCUUCGGGAAGCGGGCGAAACAGCUGAGAUUGAACAAGGUGAGCGAGUUGAUUCACAACUCGACGGAUUUCAGAAACUUGCAACACGCGCGAGUGGAGGUGCACUUUCACGAAAUCAUCGAUCACGCUGACGAUGAAGAGGGAUACGACGUGGUACCGAACUCGGAUUUCGUCAUCUCUCGCGAGGCGUAUCGAGACAACACGAGCAAGUACUUCGUGAACGACAAGACGAGCUCGUUCACGGAGGUGACGAAAUUGUUAAAGUCGAAGGAUGUUGAUUUGAACAACAAUCGUUUCCUCAUCUUGCAGGGUGAGGUCGAACAAAUCUCCAUGAUGAAGCCAAAGGGAGCGGCGCCCGGAGAUGAGGGGCUGUUGGAGUACUUGGAAGACAUCAUCGGUACGCUACAAUACGUCGAGCCCAUCGAAGAAGCGAGCAAAAAGUUGGAGACCUUGAACGAGCAACGAGAAAUCAUGGUGAACCGUUUGCAGCUGGUUGAGGGUGAGAAGGAUGCGCUCACGAUCGUCAAGGCGGAAGCAGAGGCGUUCCUGGAGAAGGAAAGAGAGCUCAUAUUCGCACGAUGUACGAUGUAUCAGCUUUUCAUCAAAGAGACGCAGGCCAACUUGGCCACGCUCCAAGAGAACAAGGACGCGCUUACGCAGAAGCUCGAGGAGGAACGCACCAAGCACUCUGAGCAUGAGGAGGCGCUGAAGACCGCAGAAGGGCGCAAGGGCGAGCUAGUUGGUGAAUUGUCGAAGAUUCAAGCUGAUUUUGACAAGAGCAAGAAGGAUAUGGGUGAUUUGGAGCGUAAGGACGCCAAAUUCCGACAAGACUUGAAGGACAUGAAGGCGGCGGUGAAGAAGAUGGAGGCCAAGAUCGCCAAGGAUUCGGAGAAGCUCAAGAGCAUGGCGGCCGAAAGCGCGCAGAUCGAGAAAGAUAUCCCAACUUUGGAGUCGAAAAAAGCAGAUCUCGAGGCACGAAUCGGCAAGGAAGAGGCUGCGUUGGACGCUCUCCUCGAGAGUCUGAAGGGUGAGAUGGCUGAAAUCGGCGCUGACCUCGAUGGUGUGCAAAAAGAGUUGGCGCCGUGGGAGAAUAAGCUCGCGACCGCGCAAGGAGAUUACGACGUCGCCACGGCCGAGCGGGCCCUUCUUCUUGAAAAGCAUGCUGAAGUGGAAAAGUCGCUGAACGACGCUCGAAUCGGUCAAAAGCAGGCUCGCACCAAGGCUGUCGAGUUGAAGAAAACCAUCAGUGAGGAGGAAGAGGAGUUAUCAAAAGGGCGAGCGCGUGCGGAAAAAGCGCGAGCCGCCGAGGCUCAAGCGAAAGAGAAGGAGGUUGCCGCACAGGCCGAGACACGAGAGAUUCGCGGUAAGCUCGAGCAGCGCCGGUCUGCCGCUGAAUCCGAGAAAACCCAGGACGUCAUGGUGAAAGCGCUGCUUGAUGCUCAAGCCGCCGGCGCGCUCAAGGGCGUGCUCGGACGCCUUGGCGACCUCGGUGCGAUCGACAAAAAGUACGAUAUCGCCGUGUCGACUGCGUGUGCUCCUCUUGAUUAUAUCUUGGUCGAAACUACCUCCGAUGCUCAGCAUUGUGUAUCUUAUCUUCGAAAGAAUAACUUGGGCUGCGGCAACUUUCUCGCUCUUGACAAACAGAAGCACUUAGUGGCAAAGAUGCGCGCGAACGCUUCCAAUCCAGAGAACGUGCCCCGUCUGAUCGAUCUCAUCAAACCGGCCGAAGAACGUUUCGCCGCUGCCUUUUACUUUGGAGUUCGCGAUACUUUGGUUGCCAGUGAUGUCGAGCAAGCCUCGCGCUUGGCGUACGGCGAGAAGCGACGACGUGUUGUCACCUUGGAAGGACAGCUCUUUGAGAUGAGCGGUACGAUGAGUGGUGGUGGCUCAAGGCCACGCAGAGGUAGAAUGCGCGUCGGUAAUGCAGCACCUAAGUUCGAAGACGCCGCUGAGGUGGCGAAAGAGAUUAAGGCGGCUGAGAAAGAGCUUGCACAGGCUGGAGUUCUCUACGAACGCUCUCGAAAGUUGGCGCUUGCCUCCCUUCAAGAAGCUCGUGACGCUGAAGCCACGGUCAACAAGCUCGAGCGCGCCCUGCCCAAGUUGCAGGCUGAAUUUGAAGCUGCUGAGGCAAAGGUUUCUGACUUAACCAGUCGACUGAUUGAACUCGAGGCGGCUCACGAAGCGAGCAGAGAUGAUGCUGCGGAACUGUCGAGGCUUGAGGAACAAGUCAAGCAGGCAAAAAUUGCGCUGGAUGAAGUCACCGCUGGUGCGGCUGCGCUCAAGGCGAAGGAGGCGUCUCUGCAAGAGGCGAUGAAUAACGUCGGUGGCGAGACCUUGCGAAAGCAAAGAGCUCUGGUGAAAGACCUCAACGUGGGUAUCACCACUGCAUCGGACGGCUUGACUGAGAAGCGCGCAAAGUCAAAGUCUCACGAGAAGACAACUGCCCGCCUUUCCAAGGACAUCGAGGAGGCCAAAGCUGAUGUCGAACAAAAGACUACUGAUAUCGAACGCGUCAAAGGAGAAUUGGCCGAGCUCGAAAACGCGGGCGGCGCUAUUCUGGAAUCGCAAGAGGAACUCAAUCAGCUCCUGCAGGCAAAGGGUGGCGAAGUUGCCGAGGCACAGAAGGCGCUCGAUGAGAUCAUGAAGGUCGUUGGCACGAUUCGAGGCGUUGAGGUGGACAUCCAGAUGAAGCUGGAGGAUCUCGUCGUGGUUGAAAAGGAAAAUAAAGACAAGGAAAAGCACUGGAAUAAGGAAAUCAACAAGGUGAUGAAGGAGCGCACAACGCUGUAUCCGGAAGGUGAGGCUCCAGAGUUACUGAGUGACGAAGAUCUAGCGCAGCACACGACGGACGAGAUGCAAGAAAAGGCGGUGAUUCUUGAAGAAGAGCUCGCAGCUGCGAAGCCCGACAUGUCCUCUAUCGACGCGUACGCGAAGAAAGAGCAGGAGUAUGAAGAACGUGUUGAGGAGCUCGCUGCGGCGACGAAGGAGAGAGAUGAUACUCGUGAAGAGUACGAUAAGCUGAAGCAAAAGCGCCUGAAUGAGUUUAUGGACGGAUUCAAUGUUAUUUCGCUCAAGCUGAAGGAAAUGUAUCAGAUGAUCACACUCGGUGGCGACGCUGAACUCGAGCUUGUUGAUUCCUUGGAUCCGUUCUCUGAGGGCAUUGUUUUCAGCGUGCGCCCGCCAAAGAAGAGUUGGAAGAACAUCGCCAACUUAUCGGGUGGAGAAAAGACGCUCUCGAGCCUCGCGUUGGUCUUUGCUUUGCACCACUACAAACCAACGCCACUCUACGUUAUGGACGAAAUCGAUGCCGCGCUCGACUUCAAGAAUGUUUCAAUUGUUGGCCACUACAUCAAGGAGCGAACCAAGAAUGCCCAGUUUAUCAUCAUUUCUUUGCGUAACAACAUGUUUGAACUCGCCGAUAGAUUGGUCGGUAUCUACAAGACGAACAACACUACGAAGACAGUGGCUAUCAAUCCAGGAGCGUUCAAGGUCGGAGCGAACGAGCUCGCGCAAGUCAGUGCGCAGGCACCGCUGGCGGAUACACAACGUGAGCCAGUGAAGGCGUAA